Molecule: messenger RNA, 2193 nt
Organism: Trematosphaeria pertusa
Lineage: Eukaryota; Fungi; Ascomycota; Dothideomycetes; Pleosporales; Trematosphaeriaceae
Exons: 7
Coding region: 214-2013 (599 amino acids)
Biological process (GO): mRNA export from nucleus; regulation of DNA-templated transcription elongation
Cellular component (GO): THO complex part of transcription export complex
Source: RefSeq, a predicted model, not a curated record
AUCAACCAGCAAACGUCUCUACGCAACAACGUGACAAUGCCCUUACGAAGAAUGUGACUGAUCCGUUUGCUUCAGCAGUGAAAGCUUCCUAACGAGAAGGAAUCAUCAAGCGCGCUAUCUCUGCUAUCUCACGCCCAUCACAAUACGCCAAACCUGGGCACCUGCAAUUGGCAACGCUUGCAAAGCUACCACACUCGCGACUGCCUAUCUACAAUGGCUGUCCCCGAUGCCGCCUCUGAAAGUGCCUUGACGGCGAGGCUGAAUUACUUGCUCCGACGUGCGCGUACAAUCAAGCGGAGCACCUCCAUCGAUCCUCCGCUCCAGGUCACGGCACUUGUAUCAGACAACGAACCCGUUUUGGAGCGGAUAGAUCCGGACAAAGAGAUACAUAUGCUUGCCAUCGAGAGUGCCGCAAAGCACGUCUUCUAUGCCAACCUCGGAUCCACCCGGAUCGACGACCCGUCUUUUGUUACCAUAUGGAAUCUACUCGACAUUCUGCAGUAUUGUGGAGACCGAGACUUGUGCUCCCAGCAGCUAGUCCUGCUCCUUGUUGAGGAGUUGCUAGACAGUCUGUCUAUCGCCGCUUGCCGAACUGCUUUCCGCUUUCUCGAAUCACGGAGGGAAGCUAUCAUUGCCACCAGAUCCCAAAACAAAGACUUAGUCAUCCUGCGGUUAUGCAACGAGCUUCUCCGUCGCUUGUCUCGCGCAGAAGAUCCGGUGUUCUGUGGGCGCGUGUACAUCUUUUUGUUCCAAAGCUUUCCUUUGGGCGACAAGAGCUCUGUCAAUCUGCGUGGCAACUUCCAUGUCGAGAACGUAACGACUUUCGAGGACUAUCUGAAGACGUCGAGCCCGGAAGGAGAUGAAAUGCAGGUUGAAGCGAGCCGCCCUGAGGAGAUUGUCAAAGAGGAAAGCAAGUCGGAGGAGAAAGAGGCCAAACCAACGAAGUCCGACAAGGCCACCAAAGGGACGCCUCCUACGUUGGACUUUGACACACUCUAUCCGGUGUUCUGGUCUUUGCAACAUUCUUUCUCAAACCCGCCGAGACUGUUCCAUGAGGAGAACUUCAAGCAGUUUCAGAGGGGUUUAGAGGAAACACUCGCAAAGUUCAAGGAAGUGCCCAAAGUCAUCCAGUCCGGAGACUCAGCCCGCAGGGCAGGAGGGCAUCCGCGAUCGGAUGACAACCAUGACGAAUAUGCAAGCGCAUUCAACCCGAAAUAUCUCACAAGCCGUGAUCUAUUCAAGCUCGAGCUGAGCGAUCUGGCGUUUCAACGCCACAUCCUGGUCCAAGCACUCAUACUGAUCGACUUCCUCUUAACGCUCACAGAGAAGUCAAAGAAGAAGGCCUACUAUCAGAACGCGCAGAAAGCAAUGCAGUAUGGCUUCACACUGAGCGAGGACGAUACCGCGUGGGCGUUGGGCAUCAAGAACUCGAUUGCAAAUUACCUGCAGGACGGUCCAGAUGGCAAAUUCUACUAUCGAAUGGUGGAUACCGUGUUAUCCCGCGAUAAGAAUUGGGUAAGGUGGAAGAUGGAGAACUGCCAGCCGUUCACUCGCGAUAGAGUCCCCGCAAAAGACUUCCUGGAGUCAAAAUCUGGGGCACAGAGGGCGGUCGCGUCUAAGAAGACUACUAAGCCUGCAACACUGCCACCGACUCUGCAGUUCUUGUCUAACACGGAGGCCGAAAAGGGGCUGUCGCAGCUGAGGCAGCCUGACAGGUUCACCCAGCCAAGCGCAGAGUCAUAUGCGAAGCAGGUUCGGAUGAGUGAGCUAGACCUGGACAUAGCUGAUGCGGAAGAGGAAAAGCGCCAACUGGAGGAAAAGAAAACAAGCAACACAUGGCGCGGUCUCCGCCUGGCGUCAAAGGACCGGCUCAGCUCAUUCGACAGGCUCGAACAUGGCAAAGGUCUGGAGAGGCUCUUUCAGCCGGUCACGUCGUCGAUUGAGGCGACAGGCGAUGACAAUGCACCCACUGCUCCGGAAGACAGGGAUUGCGUUCCGCAAGAAGAGCAUUAAAGCGUCGAGGAGCAGCGGCCCGGCCAACAAAGUCAAGUGACGGCGGACAUGGCGGAGUAGCAGCAGGGGCAGCAGGGGCAGCAGGGCGCCUACACCAGAUAGGUAUCAAUUGUCGAAGUCUGUUCAAAGCAUGCAGCUGUCGUGAAGCUUUUCUCUUUACGAUGAUGUGCAGGACGGGGA